Arabidopsis thaliana (thale cress) is the source of this 405-nucleotide messenger RNA. Its product is annotated as alanine-tRNA ligase. The transcript has 4 exons. The record is from RefSeq and is marked reviewed. Bases 1 to 405 code for a protein of 134 amino acids. NCBI's taxonomy places the organism in Eukaryota, Viridiplantae, Streptophyta, Magnoliopsida, Brassicales, Brassicaceae.
AUGGAUGACACCGAUGCUGACUCAUUAAAGAGUGCAGCUGAGCAUUUGAUAAGCACAUUGGAUGAUCCAGUCGUUGUGGUACUAGGUUCAUCUCCAGAGAAAGACAAGCUCUGUGGCGGAGGAGGUGGUGGAAAGAAAGCCCGAAAAUCUCUCAAGUGCCUUAGAGAAAGCUCAGGAAGAUCUCGUGGCAACUCUAUCCGAAAAGCUAGGGUGAAGCACAACUUCAAAAGUGAACUGCAUGUACAGAGAGAAGGAAGAGCACAUAGCUUGAUUCUAGACAAGACUAUGUUUCGAUUUGCUUUACUCAUUGAACGUCGUCCCAACGGUUUUGGACGUAUUACAAAACACGACCGCGCUUUGACUGUGUUGGGUUGUGUCACCGGAGUUACUGAUGCGGUGAUAUGA